Messenger RNA from Talaromyces marneffei, 834 nucleotides. RefSeq lists its product as uncharacterized. The transcript is spliced from 2 exons. The coding region runs from base 1 to 834 and encodes 277 amino acids. The record is from RefSeq and is a predicted model, not a curated record. Lineage: Eukaryota; Fungi; Ascomycota; Eurotiomycetes; Eurotiales; Trichocomaceae.
AUGGGCUCCAAAUUGUUCCCUGGCGACCCGACCAAGGUCAUGGUUAUCCGACAAGUCACUUCGAACAUCGCCACAUUCAGUGUCCCGUUUCAACGCUUUGGCUUGAUCAAGUUUGGCGGAAGAGGUACUCUUGUCAAACUCGCGACUGGAAACAUGCUCGUCGUCUCGCCAGUCGCACUUACCUCCGAAGUACAACAGACAAUUGCCUCGCAAGGCGGACAGAUAAAAUACAUUGCCGCACCAGAUAUGGAGCAUCACCUCUAUCUCACGGCGUGGAAAAAGGCCUUCCCCGACGCAGAAAUCAUUGCGCCUGAGGGCCUAUACGAAAAGCGACAGAGCAACCCCGACCAGAAAGAUAUCCAAUUCUCACAUAUCCUCACCAAAGCCAACAAACACAACAUCCAUAUUUCGGAAGAAUUCGACCGCGAGAUCGAUAUCGAAUACGUCGACGGACACGGCAACAAAGAGAUUGUCUUUUUACACAAACCCAGCAAAACCAUGAUCCAGGCCGAUCUCAUUUUCAACUUGCCAGCCAAAGAGCAAUAUUCUCGCACUGGCGAGUCUCCCACCUCCGGCAUCUUCACCAAGUUAUUUUUGCCCUUGAUCUCGGCCAAUCCGCCGCCGGCAACAUGGCACAAGCGGUUUGUGUGGUAUAUUACGGCCAAAGAUCGCAAGAGCGUUGAGGAAUCCGUUGCAAGGAUAAAUACGUGGGAUUUCGACCGGAUUAUUCCUUGCCAUGGUGAUGUAAUUGAGACUGGGGGGAAAGCGGUGUUCCAGAAUGUGUUUGAGUGGUUUUUAGAGGGAAAGAAUAAGCAGCAGCGACAUCAACAAUGA